Molecule: messenger RNA, 1912 nt
Organism: Neltuma alba
Lineage: Eukaryota; Viridiplantae; Streptophyta; Magnoliopsida; Fabales; Fabaceae
Product: ERI1 exoribonuclease 2
Exons: 5
Coding region: 129-1376 (415 amino acids)
Molecular function (GO): 3'-5'-RNA exonuclease activity; nucleic acid binding; zinc ion binding
Source: RefSeq, a predicted model, not a curated record
GCAUAUAGGUAACAACACUUCCUCUUCUCCAUCUUCUUUUCUCCUCUCUCUACGCCAAUCAUACCAGGUGGGAAUUUCAUAGGAGGAUCUGAUGUACCCGCUGGUGGAUCUCAACUAUAUUGAAGAUCAUGAUGGCUCUUGAAAAUAGAGAAACUAUGCAAAAAAACUGUGAGGCAUCUCUGAAAUGCCUCCAGGGCAAGGGAUUCCCUUGCAAUUUGCAGUAUAAUGGGAGUUCUAUAGAAGGCUUUACAGAGCUUAAGAACAUCCCAAGUUUUCACCCAGUUGGGGAUGUUGCUGAAGCUGACCACCCAAUAGGCAAUGAAUUUCUCGAGCCAUCCAAAGGAUUUCACCCUAAACCUUCUUAUAACCAUAAUUACAGUAACUGGUCAGCCUGUCAUUUUAAUCCUCACAAGGUGCCCCAGUCCCAAUGGAAUGCUCAUGGUAGCCAUUUGCACCCUUAUCCUGUUGUGAACCAGUUUCAGUAUGUCCCAAUCAAUAUGUUUGCUCAAGGUCACCCUCAUGACUUCCAACAUCAAGAAUUUCAGUAUUUUGUGGUCAUAGACUUUGAGGCUACUUGUGACAAGGAUAAAAAUCCCCACCCUCAAGAAAUCAUUGAGUUUCCAUCUGUUAUUGUGAGUAGUGUGACUGGCCAGCUGGAAGCAUGUUUCCAGACAUAUGUAAGGCCUACCUGCAAUCAGCUUUUGAGUGAUUUCUGCAAGGACCUGACUGGUAUCCAGCAAAUUCAGGUGGACAGAGGAGUUACACUGGGUGAAGCUCUCCUUAGGCAUGAUAAAUGGCUUGAGAAAAAGGGAAUAAAAAACGCCAACUUUGCUGUUGUUACAUGGUCUAACUGGGACUGUCGGGUGAUGCUGGAAUCUGAGUGCCGUUUUAAGAAAAUACGGAAGCCUCCUUAUUUCAACCGCUGGAUCAACUUAAAGAUUCCUUUCCGCGAAGUAUUUGGUGCUGCAAGGUGCAAUUUAAAGGAGGCUGUUGAGAUGGCAGGCUUGGCUUGGCAGGGCCGUGCUCACUGUGGCUUGGAUGAUGCCAAAAACACUGCACGCCUGCUGGCACUCCUUAUGCGUAGGGGUUUUAGAUUUUCAAUCACAAAUUCCAUUAUGUGGCAGACUGCUGAUCGAUCACUAACGUGGGGGAAUUCACCAGAGCACAUGAGUGUUUUCCCUCAUCAUCCCUACAAAGUAAAGGAUAUAAAUACCCCUAUGUUUCAGUAUUACCCUUCCUGUUUCUGUGGGGUGAAAAGCGGUAGGGGAAUGGUGCGGAAGCCAGGUCCCAAGCAAGGAAGCCUUUUCUUUGGCUGUGGAAAUUGGACUGCAGCUAGAGGCCCCCGCUGCCAUUACUUUGAAUGGGCUUCUCCUUAACCAAAGGCACCGAUCAUGAUCGAUUCUGAGGUGUUUUUAUAUAUUUCAUGUAAAAAAGAAAAAAGACAAAAAUGAAAGCGGAUGGUGAAAAGUAGCGAGUGGGUUGGAUUGUCUCCUAGUGGAAGUCUGUUUGCCUGGGUGUGUGUUGUGAGCCUUCUGCAUCAUGAAGAACAGACAACAAUCUUUACCUCAAUUGUUCCGUGUUGUGUCUGGCAAGCAUCCAAGUACUCUUCCUUAAAACAAAGAGGGAGCUUCGACCUGUAAAGCUGACUUGUUGACUGGAGAAAAAAUUGGGAAUAUAAGGAAUGGGUAGUUUAGGGUGAUGAUGCUUUUACAUGCUCACACUGAGGCAUGUUAAAUUAUCUUCUUUAAUAAUCCAUGGGAUAUGACAGUUUCCUUGCUUAAUUGGGAUUUGGGAAUUACUGUAUCCGCUUGUGGCUGGUUUGCUGCAUUUCUUUGUUGAUAACAAUUUAACGUGGAGCUUGACUGCUCAACAGUCAUAAGGGUUGAGGUCACCUAAUUUUACUUUGCAUUAA